AUGCCAAAUAAGAAAAAGAAUAAGGACAAAAAGAAGAACGCCCAAAAACCUUGCAAUGGUGAUACCGAACAGGCCCAAAAUAAAGCCGUUGCACCACCACCAAAUCUCGAAGAAGCCCGAAUCCUAGAUGAAGACGAUGACGAUAUAGAAGAGUAUCCUGAAGACGAUGGUGUCUUGGGUAGUGAUAAUGAUGAGCAAGAAGACCCACAGGAUUAUGUUAAAGGCGGGUACCAUCCCGUCAAAAUAGGACAGAUGUACAAUCAGCGCUACCAUGUCGUCCGAAAAUUGGGCUGGGGUCAUUUCUCCACAGUUUGGCUUUGCUGGGAUAUCAAAGCAAAGCGGUUUGUCGCCAUGAAGGUUGUGAAAUCUGCUGCCCAUUACACGGAAACUGCUCUUGAUGAAAUUAAACUUCUCUCUUGUGUUCGUGAUUCUGACCCCGAGCAUCCUUUUCGAGACAAGACUGUUCAGUUGUUGGAUGAGUUCCGCGUUUCGGGAGUUAACGGUCUUCAUGUUUGUAUGGUUUUCGAGGUCAUGGGACACAAUUUGCUUAAACUCAUCAUUCGUUCAAACUACCGUGGUAUACCUAGAGAAAACACUCUAGAGGGCCUACAUUACCUUCAUGAAAAGUGUCAAAUUAUUCACACAGAUAUAAAGCCUGAAAAUAUUCUUGUGGGUAUUUCAGACUCCGCAGUGCGUCGUCUUGCUGCAGAGUCCAUCGAUGCUCAAAGACGUGGAGCUAGAAUGUCCGUUUCCGCAGUGAGCACAGCUCCCAAAGAGUUUAAUCAACCAUCAAAGCUGAGUAAAGGUCAGAAGAGGCGACUAAAGAAACAGCAAAAGAAGCAACAGUUGUUGCUUGAGCAAGAAUUGGAUGAGUUAGAAGAGAUUGAAUGUCGUGAGCAGGAACAACGUCUCCGUGAAAUGGGGAUGCUUCCGGAAGGCGAUAUUAUUGAGACUGCUACUUCUUGUGAACAACAUCAACCUGACAAGAACAUCGAAUCCACGUCUACCCAUGUUCUUCCCCCAGAUUCUAAUCAUGACUCAUUAGGAACUUCGAACCCCCAAGCAACAGAAACAACAUCUGAGAAAGAGAGUUCUCCUGACGAUAGUAGCAAAGUAGCGGCUGCUGAGGUCACUAUCCGACCCAAACUUCGAUCCGGUCUUAGUGCGGGUCCUAGUGAGGCUACUUUGGCUAAACGAGCAAGCAUGUUUGUUCGUCCAGUUACUACAAAUGGAGGAAUAGGGGCUGAUAAGCGUCGAUCUCUUCUACUUGAACCCAUUUUCAAGGAACCAGAUGCCAGCAAGGAGGUAUGCCCUAUUGAUGUAAAAAUUGCCGAUCUUGGUAAUGCCUGCUGGACGUACAAGAAGUUCACUGAUGAUAUUCAAACUCGUCAAUAUCGGUCACUUGAAGUGCUGAUUGGAGCUGGAUAUAACACUCCUGCGGAUAUCUGGAGUACCGCUUGCACGGCUUUCGAGCUGGCUACUGGUGAUUAUCUGUUUGAUCCGCACACUGGUGAUGAAUAUUCCCGUGAUGAGGACCAUCUUGCACAUAUCAUUGAACUUCUCGGUCCCAUCCCACGAAAUAUUGUCUCCAUGGGCAAGUAUUCUCGCGAGUUUUUCGACAAACGUGCUUGUCUGCGACAUAUUCGCGUAUUGAAGCCGUGGGAUUUGCUUAGUGUUUUGGUACAAAAGUAUGAUUGGCCGUUAGAGGAAGCCAAACUCUUUACCUCCUUCCUGGAGCCUAUGCUGGCCUAUGAUCCCAAUCAGCGCGCCACAGCGUGGGAAUGUCUCCAACAUCCCUGGAUUACCGGUGCGUCGGCAGAUUUCCUCGAGGGUCAGUAUUUCCGUCACUCCUACCAUCAAAUGCCCCCCACAGAUACCGCUCUUCUACUCCGACGAUUACCUCCCGGUGCUGCCACCGCUGACCCUGACCUUGAUCCCGAAGAGCAACACUACGUACCUCAUACUUCAUCCUGUGCCGUUGUCGACGUUGGUAUGGAUGACGUAAUGGACUAUCGAACACAUCAGAGCAUUCCUGGAAGCUACGGGAAUGAUAAUCCCAAUUACUACCCUUAUAACCAGUACUACGCACAUCCCAGCCCGAGCAGUGGUAGUGGAGUUGGCUACUUGCCCGGCAACAAAGUGUCAUAUUACGACGAAGCUGGAGCAAAUGCAAGUAGUGGCGAAGCAUUCUCUUGUCAGGGUUCAGGCAGUUCUUCAUCUGGCUCCUCGGCUUCUGAUGCUGAACCCUAUCGCAUGAACUAUCGGCAUCAGCAUCAUGGCGACUACAGCGCUGCUGCCUGUGACUUUGUUGCACCUACAGAUGAUCCCGAAGCCCUACAAAUAGCCGCUAGUCUUUCACCGAAUCAGAAGAGCAUUCUUGCCCAUGUUAUGCAAGCUCUUGGACCCAAGACUGUUUGGGAUGGCUUGAUGGCUGGUAGGAAGCGCCAGCAGAUGCAAAAAGCGGCUGCAGCAACAUCUGAAUCAAAAACCGAGAAUGGUGAAGAGAAAGAGGAGGGAUGUGGUAGCAGCAAAGAAGGUGAGGUGAAGAAUGGUGAAACGUGCAACGGGCAUACUUCCGAUGAUGGGGGUCAAUUAAAUAACAUAUCGAUGAGCAAUGGUAAUCACAGGAGCGAUAGUGUUGUUACAACCUCUACAACCGCCUAA
Molecule: messenger RNA, 2664 nt
Organism: Rodentolepis nana
Lineage: Eukaryota; Metazoa; Platyhelminthes; Cestoda; Cyclophyllidea; Hymenolepididae
Source: the annotation of a GenBank genome assembly